Molecule: messenger RNA, 5193 nt
Organism: Gambusia affinis (western mosquitofish)
Lineage: Eukaryota; Metazoa; Chordata; Actinopteri; Cyprinodontiformes; Poeciliidae
Gene: mc5ra
Product: melanocortin 5a receptor
Exons: 5
Coding region: 48-1199 (383 amino acids)
Biological process (GO): G protein-coupled receptor signaling pathway
Cellular component (GO): membrane
Molecular function (GO): melanocortin receptor activity
Source: RefSeq, a predicted model, not a curated record
CACAGCUCAGCAUCGCCACUGACACGACUCAUAAAUCCACCCGUUUUAUGCUCCUCAGUCCUUCAGAGCCACUUGGAGGGAGGAUUUGUGUAACAGCUCCGGUUAGCGGUCCGUUCCGAAAAUGGUGUGCAGGUAGAGUGGGGAUUAUUCAGAGUUCAGCGGCGAUGAACAGGAUGAACACGUCGACGUACCAGGAGGAGGAGCUGCUGGGUAACUCCACCUGGACCUUCUCCUACCAUCACCAGAACUACACCCCCACCCCGCCGCUGCUGCAGGACAAGGCCUCCACCCUCAAACCCGCAGCCUGUGAGCAGGUCCACAUUGCUGUGGAGGUGUUUCUGAUCCUGGGAAUCAUCUCACUACUGGAAAACAUCAUGGUGAUCACGGCAAUAGUGAAGAACAAGAACCUCCACUCACCCAUGUACUUUUUUGUCUGCAGUCUGGCUGUGGCAGACAUGCUGGUGAGUGUGUCCAACGCAUGGGAGACCAUCAUCAUCUACCUGCUGAACAACAGGCAGCUGGUGGUGGAGGAGCACUUCAUCAGACAGAUGGACAACGUGUUUGACUCCAUGAUCUGCAUCUCGGUUGUGGCGUCCAUGUGCAGCCUGCUGGCCAUCGCCGUGGACAGGUAUGUCACCAUCUUCUAUGCUCUGAGGUACCACAACAUCAUGACGGUGAGGAGAGCAGGCUGCAUCAUUGGAGGAAUCUGGACCUUCUGCACCGGCUGUGGGAUCGUCUUCAUCAUCUACUCUGAGACCACCCCCGUCAUCAUCUGCCUGGUGUCCAUGUUCUUUGCCAUGCUGCUCAUCAUGGCCUCCCUCUACAGCCACAUGUUCAUGCUGGCCCGCUCGCACGUCAAGCGGAUCGCCGCGCUGCCGGGCUACAACUCCAUCCACCAGCGCACCAGCAUGAAGGGCGCCAUCACCCUCACCAUCCUCCUGGGCAUCUUCAUCGUCUGCUGGGCCCCCUUCUUCCUGCACCUCAUCCUGAUGAUCUCCUGCCCCCGCAACCUGUACUGCGUGUGCUUCAUGUCCCACUUCAACAUGUACCUCAUCCUCAUCAUGUGCAACGCCGUGAUCGACCCGCUGAUCUACGCCUUCAGGAGUCAGGAGAUGAGGAAGACGUUCAAGGAGAUAAUCUGUUGCUACAGCUUAAGAAACGCCUGCAGCAGCAUUUGCUCCCUCACCGGUAAGUUCUGAAAAGAAGACGUGGAGAAAAAGAACACACACCCACACACAAAAAAUAAAUAAAUAAAUAAAUCGAAGAUGGAUGAAUGAAGUUGAACUGAGACCUGUUCCGGAAAUUCAACGUCCAGCACACGUAGACUGUGUUGUGUUUUUUGUUUUGUUUGGGUUUUUUUUGCCACUUACGUAUUACGGUCAAAACAGUUUUUAGUUGGGUGUCUGUUUUUUCUGCCAACUGUUAGAAAGGACGAGCCAGAAACAGUGAAGUGUUUCCUAAUGCGCUAAUGCACUGCAUCCAAAACACACACAAAGAGGCUGAUUUAUUAGGUACAUUAUCUAAAUGCUCUACCAGCCCCAUCUGAAAUCACGAGGUAUUUAAAAAUGCGUCACAGAAAUCUACCCUUCAAUCUCCCCUGACAUGUCCUUUUCUGUGUGGUUUAGCUUUUCUAAUCAAUGAGAUUACUAUCCUACCCUAUAAGACUAUGACCGACAAGGCAGCCUGACAGAUCUAUUUCACUUCUGUCAAGUGAGACAUGCAGGCUGAAAGAGAGCUUAGAUAUUCACUGCUAAUUGCCGAUGAUGGCAACUCAAGGCAGCCAGUGUUGCCUCAAAGCCGUGAUAUGCACAUCCUUGGCAAUUAGGACAAACAGCCUGGCAACGAAGCCGGCAACUCUGACAGGAUCCUGGGAGUUCUCACUGAUGUUACAAAAGGAGGCCAAAACUCUUUAGAAAUGCAAUUCAGGGCUUUAGGGGAUAAAACAUGAAGUCGUUGUAAUGCAAUGUUCAGGGUGUUUGGAAUAUGCUUGAAUCAACACCAUUUUUUUGUUGUUGUAAUGGUGUUUAAAUGCAAAAAAAUGCAAAUUUAUUGACAGGUGCAAAAACAUAUAAACACAUUAGUGGGGCAGAGAUGAACAGAAGCAAGUCAUCAGCGUAUAAUGACAGUAUGUGAAAUCCUUCAGCUGACUGAUACUUUACUGGUCAUACACUGGAACUAUUUCAAACAUCAAAGUUCAUAGCUAAGUACUGUAAAGGAAUCCAAGGAGUAACGGCAAGUACAAUAUAAGGAAAAGUUGAAGGAUUUUCAUUGUUGUACCUAGAUAAGAUUACUCAGUAACGCCCCAACAAAACUGUCCUACCGUGUCCGGACACAGCGCUCUUCAUUUCCUCAGGUUAGUGGUAACCUGUACUUUGAAUGUUCCAAAAUGCAAUCCAGAAUAGGAAACAGUGUUACAGCAGUUUAACAAAAUCCAGUGAAGGAGUUAAAGUUGAACGCUGAAAAAACAAACAAACAAAAGGUUCUAUAAACAGUUGAAAUCAGACACUGCUUGAAGAUCAUUUAGUCCACUUUGGCAGCUGUAUCAGGGAGAGAACGUUUUAAUGAAGGUGUUGUUGGAGUCUCUGUUCAGUCCAGGGUUAUUGAUCAGUGGGGUGAUUACACACUCUGCUUAGCAUACUGUAAAAUGUUAUUCACAUGAGAAUCGGAGCUCUUCACCCAUGUGUUGCAUGUUAACUCUUUUUGGUUUUUUUUUUUUUCAAUUUGUUCACAGUAGAGUUGACACAGUCGUCAGUAGACAUGGGGCUUUUAAUUACACUUCAGUUGAAAACUGUCCUCUGCGCUGACACUAAGCUCCGUGAAAGUACAAAUAAUUUGUGCUACUUUCAUUUUUUCAUUUGACAUCUACGUGCAUCAUAAGCUCAUUAAGAGUUCUUAAGCCAAAUUAUUUCCACACGCAAAAUUUGUCAGAAUCAAGGCGCCGUUAGAGGCGUGCGUGUUCGUCUGGAUGCUUGUCUGCUCCUCAGAGCCAGCCCACACCCGCACACCGGUGACAGGGCUUUAGACUUCAAGUAAACACAAAUAACGAAAUGUGUUGUCUCCAUCAGAGAAGCGGUGCUGAGAGUCGUGGAGGAGAAGCGUUUUCUGCUGUCGCUGCAGUAACUCCUGAGCUCCGCUGAUGCCUCUGUACGAUUUAUGAAGACAGUUUUUCCCUCAUUAUUUACAAAAAGCAAACACUGAAUGCGUCUUCUGCUGAACAGAAGAACAGAAAAGUGCUAAUUAAAACAAGCCUUGCAAUAUGAAUGAUGGGAAAAAAAAGAAUACAAGAACACAAUGAGUACAUUUUAAAAACAUUUCUAAUUACUUUCCUGAAGAUUCAAACUCUCUUGAAAAGUUUGUAAGGAAAAACUUUAUCUUUAAACAUGUUUUAGUUAAAGUGGCUAAAUAGAAAAUGUAUCGCGAGCACACGGAUUGCAUAAAUAACACAAAUUAAUGUUAUUAUAAUAAUACAAUUUUGAGAUUCCAUCUGUCCAUUAUUUUUGCACAGAAACCUGUGAUCUGAGUAACUAAAGAUAUAGAAACCACAUAUACAUAUAUAAGUUUUAUUCAUACGUAAAUGAAUAAAACGUAUUCCCAUUUGGGAAGGUCAGGUAGUUAAUAACUAAAUUAAUCAGAGGGUGAAUACAGUUAAAGUUUGAGACUAAAAGAUAUCAGACUUAACUUGGACUCCUGAUCUGAAACUUGAGUCUUUUUCACAUGUAUGAAGAUUUAAUAAAAAGCUGUCAUGACAGGCUAGAGUGUUAUAGAAUGAGGCUUCUUUAACUGUGAAAGGAUGCACUUAAUUAUUAUCCAGUGAUGUUUGUGAGUUAUGGGCUGUUAACGACGCAUAUACAGGAUAAAAAUAAUUCAAAACUGAAACGUAAAAGUAUAUUUUGUCAGUGGAAAGGAGGCGAGCACGUUGUACUGUUCAGUUGUAAAUGUGAAAAGUGAUCUGAGUCAGUUUGGAAACCAAAUCCAUAAUCCCAGUUUAUGAAUGAAUUUAGACCUGUUUUGGCAGAACAAUAAUAAUAAUAAUAAAAAAACAUUCUUUCUUUCUGGAUUCUUACCAACCUACAUUUCAUUGUCUCACCGGAGCCCAAAGAAUUCUGCAGCCAUGAAGGAUGUAACAGUAAACUUCAUGUUAGAUUGGAAAAAAAGGAAAGGAUGACUUGAGCUGGUGAUUUUCACUGCUCAGUUUUCCAGAGCUUUCAGAAUGUAGGAGAAGUCUUUGUGAGGAGACAGGAACAGGGAUGAUGCAUUAAGAGUAUUAUUACUGUCUUGCACACAUGAAGAGUUCUGCACUGAUUACUCUGUGGUGGGAAGGCAGAGCCUGCUGUUCGGCUUUGUUCAGCACACUGAAGGUAAAAACCAUCCAAGUAAAUGCCCCCUUUUAGAGGUCUGACAAAGACUUGCAGAUGAAAGCGCUGCCUCCACUCCAGGUGGAAAAGCAUUAUGAUAUCCGGUGCUGUGGAAGACAUACAUGACUAAUACCUGGAUCAUCAGCUUACGUUGCUACAAUGUGAAUGAGUAACACCAAAAACAACGUAGAAAAAGUGGUGAUAAAACAGCAGGGCAGUAUGACAGACACUUACUCCUCUGACUAAUGGUCCUCACGCUCAAAUCACCUGUUAAAAGCAGACAUGGAAACCACAAAAACACACACAACAGCCAUCUCUUUUCAUAAACGCUUUCCAAGAUAAUUACAAAUCCCUGCUUCACUCCGGGGGGUAACACGUUUCUCCUGCUGUCUCACAUAUUGCCUGACCUUUACAGGAUCUAUUUAUUUUCUGCUCAGUGUGAAGCAUAAAAGUGUUUUUAUGUAUCGCUGUAGAAACAUUAUGUUUCCAGAUAUUUUUUUGUCCAGUUUUUUUUUUCUUUCUUUUUUUUAUUUAAUGUAAUUAUCAGCAUGUAUUCAACAAACACAACAAACAUUCAUGAUUUUUCGGAACUGCCUAAAUGCCAGCUUUAAAAAUUUGAUUGUUUUUUUUUUGUAAAUAAAAAAAUAAAGGUUGACUUUUUUUUUUACCUGCUUGUCCAAUACAUGUAAAUAAGAGCCUUUUCUGGUGAUAAUAGUUGUGGGUGGGGAAGGCUGAAUUUCAAAAAUCAGCAUCAACAAUGAUUUUGAGCAACUUUAAUUUUUAACAACAAAAAAUAAGAUGUGGCUCAAACUAUCAAUUGACCAAAUUUUACUUUUUU